This is a messenger RNA of Dioscorea cayenensis subsp. rotundata (Guinea yam), 1807 nucleotides long. Its product is annotated as AFG1-like ATPase. The coding region runs from base 195 to 1682 and encodes 495 amino acids. Gene Ontology annotation, cellular component: chloroplast; cytoplasm; mitochondrion. The record is from RefSeq and is a predicted model, not a curated record. The transcript has 15 exons. Gene Ontology annotation, molecular function: ATP binding; ATP hydrolysis activity. NCBI's taxonomy places the organism in Eukaryota, Viridiplantae, Streptophyta, Magnoliopsida, Dioscoreales, Dioscoreaceae.
GCAAAAGGAGCACUGAAUUCGAAGCCGCUUCGAAGAAAACGUGGCGAUCUCCAUCGUCCUGCUUCGUUGUUCCUGGAUUCUAGGGUUUCACCGUGGGGACUUGGUGGACCUCCGAGUCCACCGGGUCUGAUAAGAGAUUUACCGCUGAAUUGCGUCUCGGCUCCCAAUUUUGAUCGUCUGGACGAUUUCGGAUAAUGAGAAGUGUAGCUCGAGUUCUUCGUCUUGCUCGCGGCGCCUCCCGACUUCGGAGCGGAGGAGUUUAUGGAUUUCAGGGUAAUCGUAAAGUUUGGAUUUUUAGCAAUCCUACUGGUUUAUUUUCACAGAAUCCAGACUUCUGUGGAUACCAAAGCCUACACAUGUUUUCAAGGAAGCUGUCCAUUUCCACUUUUGCAGUCAGUGGUUCUUCUUCUUCAGAAUCUGCUUUAGUGGAUGAUGUUAGAAAAGUUGGUCCUUUGAUGGAGUAUGAGCGGAGAAUUGCAUUAGGAGAGCUUACUGAUGGUGAUAGUUUUCAGAUUGAUACCUUGCAUUUGCUACAGAGGCUAUUUGAAGAGCUUGUUGAGAAUGAACAGAGUUGUCAGUUGGAUAGGUAUAAAGCAUCUGAGAAAAGUGGAAGAAGUAGGUGGCUAUGGUCUCGUUUCGUUCCUCAGUCUUCAUAUUCUCCUGUCAAAGGGCUUUACUUAUAUGGUGGAGUUGGCACUGGAAAGACAAUGCUCAUGGAUCUGUUUUAUGAUCAAUUACCAUCUAAUUGGAGGAUAAAGAGAAUACACUUCCAUGAUUUCAUGCUAAAUGUCCAUAGCCGCCUGCAGAAGCACAAGGGGGUUGCAGAUCCACUCGAGGUUGUAGCGGGAGAGAUAUCAGAUGAGUCCAUUUUAUUAUGUCUUGAUGAGUUUAUGGUGACUGAUGUUGCUGAUGCUUUAAUAUUAAAUCGUCUUUUUUCACAUCUGUUCAGUAAAGGCGUUGUUCUUGUUGCUACUUCUAAUCGUGCUCCAGAUCAUCUAUAUGAGGGUGGCUUGCAGAGGGAUCUGUUUCUACCCUUCAUUGCCACAUUGAAGGAGAGGUGUGUGGUUCAUGAAAUUGGUUCUUCAACUGACUAUCGGAAAAUGACAUCGGCUCAACAAGGUUUCUAUUUUAUUGAGAAAGAUGAUUCUGGACUACUCCGACAAAAGUUCUAUCAAUUAGUGGGAGAAGAGAAAGCAGUGCCUCAAGUUGUGGAAGUUGUCAUGGGGCGAACACUGCAGGUUCCCCUAGGCGCUAAUGGAUGUGCUUACUUUCCUUUUGAAGAUCUUUGUGAUAGACCCUUGGGAGCCGCAGACUAUUUUGGAUUGUUUAACAAAUUUCACACCCUAGCAUUGGAUGGGGUUCCCAAAUUCAGUCUCCAUAACCGAACAGCUGCUUACCGGUUUGUCACUCUAGUUGAUGUUAUGUAUGAAAAUAAGGCAAGGUUGAUGUGUACAGCUGAGGCAUCACCGGUUGAGCUAUUUGAAAAAAUUGUCACAGUUGCUGAUGCUCAGAAAAUUUCACCAAGAACCUCUUCAAGAUCACUGAAAAGUGACGAUCUCGAUCUCUGUGUGGACAAUGAGUUGGGAUUUGCAAAAGACCGCACCAUUAGCAGAUUGACCGAGAUGAACAGCAGAGAAUACUUGGAACAACAUGAAGCAAACCACCAGGAGAAAACUUCUUGAACUUUUGCUUGCCCUAAGAAAUUGUGAUAUGCCCUAACAAGGCAUUAUUUUUUUUUUUCUUUUUUGUCAUCAACAUCUUGAUUAUACCAUCAAUUAUCAAUUCUCAGGUGUAUCUAUCAUCAUAA